CGGGGCGGGGCGGGCGCUGCGGCGCCAUGAAGGAGUGCGAGUACCGGCAGAUCCCGCCGGGGGUAGCGGGGCCGGCUACCGGCACCGUCGCUUCCUCGCCCCCGCCAGCCGCCGGCCUGGAGCGGUCCGGUGCCACCCGCCGGCCCCGGCGGAAGUGGGAGGUUUUCCCCGGCCGCAACCGGUUCUACUGCGGCGGCCGCCUCAUGCUGGCCCGGCACAGCGGAGUCUUCGCCCUCACCCUCGGCCUCAUCCUGGCCACCAGCGGGCUCUUCUUCGCCUUCGACUGCCCCUUCCUUGCCAGUCACCUCACCUUGGCCAUCCCCAUCAUUGCAGCCGUCCUCUUCUUCUUCGUCAUCAGCUGCCUGCUCCAGACGAGCUUCCGAGACCCGGGUAUCCUGCCCAGAGCCACCCCGAGCGAGGCCGCAGACCUGGAAAAGCGGAUCGACAGCAUGGGCACCUCUACCUACCGCCCGCCGGCCCGCACCAUGGAGGUGGUCAUAAACAAGUACGUGGUGAAACUCAAGUACUGCUACACCUGCAAAAUGUUCCGCCCUCCCCGCACCUCUCACUGCAGCGUCUGCGACAACUGCGUGGAGAGGUUCGAUCACCACUGCCCCUGGGUGGGCAACUGCGUGGGCAAGCGCAACUAUCGCUACUUCUACGCCUUCAUCCUCUCCCUCUCCUUCCUGACGGCCUUCAUCUUCGCUUGCGUCGUCACCCACCUCACUCUGCGCUCUCAGAGAGAUGGAUUCCUCGCCACUCUGAAGACGACACCUGCGAGUGUGCUGGAGCUGGUGAUUUGUUUUUUCUCAGUCUGGUCUAUUUUGGGCCUCUCAGGUUUUCACACUUAUUUAGUGGCCUCCAACCUGACGACGAACGAAGACAUCAAAGGGUCCUGGUCAAAUAAGAGGGGCUCGGAGUUUGCCAAUCCCUACAGCCAUAAAAGUAUCCUCACAAACUGCUGCGCGGUGCUGUGCGGACCGUUCCAUCCCAGUUUGAUAGACAGAAGAGGAUUUAUCCAGCCAGAUGGCGGGACCCCGUCCAGUCCGAAGAGCGAAAUCCCUUCCUUCGGAGCCAAAACCGACACCAGCAUGAGCCCAACAGCAUGCAAGACCCUCAGACUCGUGCAGAAAGCAGGGAGUUCCUGCUGCGCCCGGGAAGCAAAUAGGUCUUGGGGAGCCACCAGAGCUCUGAGCCCGGAGCGUCUGCUCCAGGGUUUUGCUGUGUUUCCUGCCGGGAAUAUACUGAGGUGGGAGGUGGGGGCUGGUUCCCACUCUGAGCUGGGCUGUGAUGCCUCGUCUGCUGGGCUGGUGGAAGCGUACGUUCCCUGGUAUCCCCGUUAUCUCCGUGAACGCGUCCUGCUGCCCUGCGCCCACGUGGAAGGGCUGUUCUGUCUCUUAAUGGCCGGGUUCUCACCUCGGCCGCUGCCGGAGCGGCUUUUCUUUUCCAGAAGCUGCUGUGCCUUGGUAAGUUGGGGCUGUUGGGCUGGGAGGACUCUGGCUCCCAGCAGCCGUGGAAGCUAGCUAGCGGUCCCAGCUGCUGGUGAUCCUGUUUUCUGGCUGGUCACUGAGAGGGUGUUGAAAACCUCGUUGAGUUUUGGCCCGGCCGGUCAGGAAGACAACGUUUUGCAGCAAGGAUACGAAGUAGGAGGACCCCCCUUUUAACGGGGAAGAAGAAACACACAGCGUUCUGCGGCUCUCGUCGUGAGAUGCUGGGUGGCAAGGCUACACUUGUAAGAUUUGGGAACCUUGGUUUGCCAGGGAAGCCUGGUCAUGUCCUGUCUCCUCCGAAAGGCAACAGCAAAGUGGGUGAAAUCCUGAGGUGGAGCUUCCCAGAGGAAGCAGUUAGCGAGUGCUGGUCUCUGAUAACCUCACGUUGUGCUCUGGGUUUGCGUUUCUGGCCGGCAGGUGAGAGCCAGGGCUGUCCCCGGCGCCUCCGGAGCCAUUCCCGUGUGCCAGGGGCGCAUCCCGGAGCAUUGCUCCGUCCCUGGGGAGGCACGGGAGAGCCGGGCUGGGCAGCUCUGCCUCACCGACACUGGAGCGUGCCUAGAGGAGAAUCACAGACCUCGUUAGCAAUACUUGAAUCAUGUGAUUAAAAGCUGCUGGAUAUUUUUGCACAA
Molecule: messenger RNA, 2119 nt
Organism: Chroicocephalus ridibundus (black-headed gull)
Lineage: Eukaryota; Metazoa; Chordata; Aves; Charadriiformes; Laridae
Gene: ZDHHC18
Product: zinc finger DHHC-type palmitoyltransferase 18
Exons: 9
Coding region: 27-1523 (498 amino acids)
Biological process (GO): protein targeting to membrane; peptidyl-L-cysteine S-palmitoylation
Cellular component (GO): Golgi apparatus; endoplasmic reticulum
Molecular function (GO): protein-cysteine S-palmitoyltransferase activity
Source: RefSeq, a predicted model, not a curated record